Mytilus californianus (California mussel) is the source of this 1782-nucleotide messenger RNA. RefSeq lists its product as uncharacterized. The record is from RefSeq and is a predicted model, not a curated record. The coding region runs from base 38 to 706 and encodes 222 amino acids. The transcript is spliced from 2 exons. Lineage: Eukaryota; Metazoa; Mollusca; Bivalvia; Mytilida; Mytilidae.
ACUUAAUUCAUAUAGAUAUUUAUGUUUUAAGCUGAAAAUGAAUACGUCAAUCAUCAUGUUUACAAUUUCAAUUAUAGUAAUUAUAGAAUUACCUGGAAUAUUUGCAGCUCCUGCUCAAUCUUCACAGCUUAAUGUGGUCGAAUAUAACCAAAGAAGUCAACAAAAUGUAACUCAGAACAGCAAAGGACUGAUGUCUAACGUGGACACCCAUCUUACUACUACACAAAAUGAUACUGACAUUUUUCACCAUGACUCCAGAAACAAACAUCAAACGGACAAAAAUGUAAGAAAAGUAUCAAAAAGAAAUCAUCAUAUAUCAAAGAGAGAUAUGGACAGAAAACAUCAUAUAUCAAAGAGAGAUAUGGACAGAAAGCAUCAUAUAUCAAAAAGAGAUAUGGACAGAAAUCGUCAUAUAUCAAAGAGAGAUAUGGACAGAAAACAUCAUAUACCAAAGAGAGAUAUGGACAUAAGUCAUCAUAUAUCAAAGAGAGAUAUGGACAGAAAACAUCAUAUAUCAAAGAGAGAUAUGGACAGAAAGCAUCAUACAUCAAAAAGAGAUAUGGACAGAUAUCAUCAUAUAUCAAAGAGAGAUAUGGACAGAAAGCAUCAUAUAUCAAAGAGAGAUAUGGACAGAAAGCAUCAUAUAUCAAAGAGAGAUAUGGAUAGAAAUCAUCAUAUAUCAAAGAAAGAUAUGGACACAACUUGAAACCAAGUUACAGUCAUUAUUUCCGUUUCCUCUAUGUUUUUACAUAAACUCAAUAUUUUCAUAAGAAUUUGAGAAAUGAUGAUCAUUCAACUGACAAAAUGCUAUUUAGGGAUCAAAAAGAAAUUAUCGUGUGUCAUGAGAUAUGACAAAACUAGAAGCAAUCCUUCAGUCAUAAUUGCCGUUUUUAUUCUAGAACUUUACAGAAACUGGACAUGCAAUUGAUAGGAAACAAAGGCAAAUUACAAAACAAUUACAUAUCUAACUUUUAUUGCUAUGAGUAAGGAAAGAAGUGACUCAUUGCUGCAUGUUUAAAGCUAGAAUAACUGUGGAAUUAAAUGGGUUCCGUGAAAUGACCCGAAGUAAAGGCAAGUUUCGAGCAAAAUAUCUUAUUCGGUGAACGAAAGAACAUUUCGCAUGAUAAGCAAUAACAUUCACAGUUAUGAAAUUCAAUGCGGACGAUACGGAAUCAUGUUUAAAAGUAGACCCGACGCAAACACUCAUAAAUAUGCCGAAAAGUCAAAAGAAAUUGGGCAUAAAUUAGAUGAUUGAAUAAUGGAAGGACAACUCCACUUGAGUUAGAUAAAUAUAAAUGUCUACUUUUGAACAGAAAUAGUUUUGCAAGAGUAACUAAUAAAUCAAGGUAGUACCAGAAAUCUCUUUCCGUGAUGGAAGAUUAUGUUUUCUUUUGAAAACUGAAUAAAAUACUACAAACAUAUGGACUGUUGGGUUGAUAGUCCUAGUUUGUAUAAGAAGUUGAUUAGAGCUACAUUUCCUGCAUGGAGAUUAAGAAGCUGCUGUCGAAGUUUUUAAUAUAAGAUUAACAGUGUUUAAAUGGAAAAUGUAUGGUGAAAUAAGAACAAUAUGUGUCUAUGUGUUUUGAUAAUUCAUUAAUGGAGAUUUAGAUAAUUUGGAAAAUAGAGAGAGGAGUGAACAACGUAAGAAUGGUAUAUUUUUUCAAGUUUCUAUGUAUAAAUGCAAAGAUGUAUAAUCAUUAUUAUUUCAGUUCACAUAAAUCAGUUUGUAAUUUAUAGUUUGAUAAGCGAACAUUCUUGUCUAAUAAAUCAUUGUGUGUUUUA